AUGCCUCCCAAGAAGGACAAGAAGUCCAAGAAAGCCGGGGCUGCAGAGACAAGCUACAGCCUGCCGGCAUUCUACAAUCCGAAUGCUGCGUGGCAUGCCGAGGUCGAGGAGUCCAUGGACGUGCUCCGCGGGGCAUUCGGCGUCGACUUGAAGCAGCGGCCGGCGCUCUCCGAGGAAGACGGCUUCGCGGCACCCCUGGACCUCGGGCUGGCGAAGACCAGGCUGGCGGAUGGGGCUUGGACUGGGCAAGUCUUGGCAUCUGGAGGCGUGAACGUCUUGUGGGACUCGCCCUUGACCACGAUGACGGGAACAGUGGCCGUCAAUAAGAUGGCGCUGGAGCGCUGGAUGAAGAACCAGUGGAGCUCUGGACCACGCCCGCUUCGGGAUCCUGUGGACUUCAGGAUUGUGAGCGGCGGGGCUUUGGAAAGGGUGAGCCCUGAAGAGCCGGUACAGGCACUGGUGGUGACCGUGGCGCGGAGAGUGAGAGCCGGCGCGAGCCAGGAUGAGCUCCAGCUUUGGCUCAAGGUCAUGUUCUCUGCCUCAGGCAGGAUCGUCAAGGCGGAGUCCUCCAUCGACGCCUAUUUUUGGGGCGUGAACUUCAGGCGCGGAGUGAAGGACGAGUCCAAGGCAGUGUGUCAUCUAGCCAGCCAAGUCGCGGCGGACGUCUGGCUCUUCAAGAAAAGGUUGGAGGCGCAGCAUGCGCGCAGCUUCACUUAUGAAGAGAUCGCGGACUUCUAUGCCCAACACAUGAGCGGAGUCGAAGACGACGACGAGCCGCGCUCCGAUCCAAAGCUCAUUGAAAAGGCAGUGACCGUCUACGAACAUGUCCUCGUCCUCCCGGAAGUGCGCGCAAUCAUUCAACGCAUGGACGAAUACUACAACGACAGAUCCCCCUUCAAUGCGAUAAACAACCUCCUGGAGGUGCACUACAAAUGCAAAACUCCCCAGAGGGUACUGUGGAUCUUCCAAAGCAUCGAGACGGUGAUGGCCAUGGAGACCUUGGAGCCUUCAGAGCUUGCACGGAAGCCGCUGCUGAAGCCGGGGUCGGGCAAGAUCAGUCUGCUGGAAGUGUUUCUGUGCAAAAAAGGCAUGAAGGAGUUUUUCGUGGGCAGAUUCCUUGACACCCGGUCUGUGGAUGCCGACUACAAGGCGAAGCUGCGCGAGAUCUUCCAAAAUCCGACCGUCUACAGAGACAGCUUUCUGAUCAAGGACCGCUCGCAGCUGUCCUCAUGGCCCACUGCGGUGAGUCACAUCGUGGAGCUCAUUGAAGGUGCCUGCUUCAACUUCGAUCAUGGCGAUGCGAACAUCAUGAAGACGGGGAUCAAGCAGGGCAAGACCCCCCAAGAGAUCGCGGAGGAAUACAAUCCGUGGCAGAAACUGAUCGCAGAGAUCGACAAGGAGCUGGCGGCACCUGGCGCAGCCUCGACGGCUCUUGGUGAUGCAGGCCAGGUCAUCGCUGCAGAGCCCAAGGCAGCUGCCGCGGAUGCAACAAGCAUUGUGCCGAAGCUUAUCUCGGUGAAUGAGACCGGCGUGGACUUAGCUACCGUAGACGAAGGCUGGAUGGCCUACGUCGACCGGGCCCUGGCCAAGUCCUUGGUCCUAGUGACCGAGAAGGGCCUGAGCCAAAGCCAGCUGAGGAGUGCGUUGGAGGCGCACUCCUUGGCAACGUGCAAGGGCACCGACAGCGGCACCGUGCUGGUAUAUUUCGACAGCAACACCUACGGUGAAUCCAUCACUGCGCCGCAUCUGCGUAUGCCUCCUCUCCAAGAGAGUACCGUGAAAAAGCUCUACUCGGCAGUGAAGAAUCUCCGCGAAGACAAAGACACUCAGGGCAUCCUCCCACCAGGGGACUGCCUGGUCAUACUGGACGGGGGGAGACGACGCUCCACCUCGCUCUUGAAUCUCUUCCAGAUGGGGGCUGAUCGGGUGAGGCUAGACAAAUCGCGAAAGCACAAAGAUGGCAAAGUGGUGGCUCGGGAGCUCAUUGUACAUUUUACGGAGGCCUCAGCUCUUGCCAGACGCUUCCGGCAGAAGCUGAAAACCGACACGGUCUCUUGUGCGCAGAAGGCUUUCAUCUUCCACAGCGGCUUGACCAAGCUGGCGAAGCGGCCGCACAAGCACUUCCAGGGCAUGACCAAUCUCGCAUCCACGCUAGGCCCCUUCUCGUGGCCUGCAGUCAGCAGCCUUCCGAUGCUGUCGGUGGCCGACAAGCGGACGUUCUGGGAAGCACGGCGCAGAGCCGUGGGAGGCCCUACAGUUGAGAGCGGCGCCGGCUCGCUGUCAUCCUCCGACGCCGAGGCCUCCGAUGCCUCUGAGCCAGAGCCCGAUGUCAGCGGUGCUGGGAGCUCCGGUGAUGCCGCUGUCGCUGUGAGCGCUGAAGCGGCAGAGGCGGCUGAUGAUUUGGUGGAGGUGCCGGCCGUGGGCCAGGGGAGAGGCAGUGGGAAGACCAUGGCGGACACGGUGAUGCAGCCGAUUUGUUGGCACCAGCCGCCCAGAUUGGUGGCAGACUCGUUGUGUCACAUGUGUUGGGCCAAAGUCGUCAUCGACUUGACCCCCGCCACGGGGGACCUGGCCAUUGACUCCGUGCUGGAAGGGCGUGGCUACGUCGGAGUGUGCCACUCUGAUUUUCAACGUGAGCUCAUUGCCACGCGGGUGAAGAAAGCCUUCAUCGACAAGAUGAGCGAUCCGAACAGCAAGGUCUAUUCCGUCGCCUAUGCCAACGAGUAUGGUACCACCGAGGCCACGACCGCGCCGAACAAGAAGCUCAAGCCGGAGGCACCGAAGAAGGAUCCAGCCGCGAAGACCAAGCCGAAGCCUGGACCCAAGAAGGGUGGUGAAGACGGCCAGCCGACGCCGGUCCCGAAAACCGGAACCUCUGAUUUGGGUGACAAGCUCCAGGCUAUGCUGGCAGCUGCAAAGCUCAAGAAAGGCUGA
Molecule: messenger RNA, 2934 nt
Organism: Symbiodinium necroappetens
Lineage: Eukaryota; Dinophyceae; Suessiales; Symbiodiniaceae
Source: the annotation of a GenBank genome assembly